UAUUGUUUUUUAAUUUAUUAUUAUUAUUCUUCAUAUUAUAUUAUUAUAUGCUAAUCAGUCCGUCAAUAUUGUACACUUAGUUCUAUUCAACUAAUUUAUCUAGUUAGUUUAAAGCACACAGCCGUCAGUUUCGAUCAUCUAGAAUUUCUUAACACAAUUCUCUGGCGAUAUGGCCUUUGUAAUUGGAUCCAUUUUUAAUAAAAUAAUCGAUGCAUUGGAUAACAGAGAUACACGCUUAGACCAUCUUCCAUUUACAUCGCCAUUAAGUGCAAUAGUGGUAGCCACUAGUUAUAUGUACUUUGUUAAAGUCGGAGGACCUUCAUUUAUGAGUAGACGGAAACCAUUUGAAUUAAAUAACGUGAUCAUCAUUUACAAUCUAAUCCAAAUCGUUCUCAAUGCAGCCUUGUUCCUUUACGCAAUGUAUGCUUGGUGGAACUAUAAACCGCAUUUUAAUUUUGCAUGCGAUCCGAUAGAUCGCGGAACUGGUGUGUUUGCCAUUAAGGAGGCGAGGGCCGUGUACUACUACUACUGUUUAAAGCUGUUAGAUUUGUGCGACACGGUGUUCUUUGUACUGAAAAAGAAAACCGGACAAGUAUCAUUUCUUCACGUAUAUCAUCAUUUCAUCGUAUUAGUAUUCACCUACAAGGCUGUGGGAUGGUCGCCAGGAGGUCACUUUAUGAUCCUCGGUGUUAUCAAUUCUUUUGUUCACGUGAUCAUGUAUACGUACUACCUGUUCAGUGUGUUCAAACCGCAGCUCCAGCGGAAUGUUGCAAUUAAGAGAAGUGUGACCACCAUACAAAUGAUUCAAUUUCUACUGUUAAUGUUUUGUUUCGGACGUCCUCUGCUCAAUCCCGAUUGUCCAUUGCCGAAAAUGUUUCUGUUUGAAGUCGUUGCUCAAAACGUUUUCUUAUUUUGUUUGUUCGCAAACUUUUAUUACCGAAAUUAUUGUGUAAAUCAACGUGUUUUGAAUAAAGCAAAAUGAUCC
This is a messenger RNA of Bradysia coprophila, 985 nucleotides long. Its product is annotated as very long chain fatty acid elongase 7-like. Gene Ontology annotation, biological process: fatty acid elongation, saturated fatty acid; fatty acid elongation, polyunsaturated fatty acid; sphingolipid biosynthetic process. Gene Ontology annotation, molecular function: fatty acid elongase activity. Lineage: Eukaryota; Metazoa; Arthropoda; Insecta; Diptera; Sciaridae. Gene Ontology annotation, cellular component: endoplasmic reticulum membrane. The record is from RefSeq and is a predicted model, not a curated record.